Molecule: messenger RNA, 1975 nt
Organism: Gastrolobium bilobum
Lineage: Eukaryota; Viridiplantae; Streptophyta; Magnoliopsida; Fabales; Fabaceae
Product: plant intracellular Ras-group-related LRR protein 9-like
Exons: 3
Coding region: 104-1669 (521 amino acids)
Molecular function (GO): protein binding
Source: RefSeq, a predicted model, not a curated record
AGUCUCAACGAACCAUAACCAUAACCAUAACAUAAAUUUUUGGCCCCGUGACUUGCUUCCAUUACCCAUUUUGCUUUGCUUUGAUACUCUCUCUCACACCGCCAUGGAUCCCAACCCAGGAACCUUCCCUAUUGUCUCCUACGUCAUGUCCCGUCUCUCUUCCUUCGGCCCCAGAUCCCCAACCUCCACCUCCGCCACCGCCACCACUUCCCAUUCCCAAUCCGAUAUCGAACAACCGCCACCCUCGGACCCUUCUUCUUCAAUCAUAGGCCAAAUGCCCAAUCUCGCGGACCCUAAACUGUUAGCCACGAUGACCCGGGCCAUCUCUGACGUGGCCCAGGCCCGAUCGGUACUAAAACUGAUCGGCGAGCGGCCCACCCAUGAGGAGGUGGAUAAUGCGAAGGCCAAGCUGGGCGACCUGGAAGCCCAUUUGUCCCGUCAACUGGAAGAGAUCGUGGCCCUCCCGAGGCCACCGGAGAUCGAGGAACAACAAUGGCGGGCUCACGUGGCCGAGAGAGAGAAGCAGUGCAAGGAAUCGUCGGAGAAAGAGAAACGCGUUCUGAAGUCGCUGAUACAGCUGGACGAGAUGCACGAUUCUUACGAGAAGCUCCUCAAGGACGCUGAGAAGCGAUUGGUGAAGAUUUACGAGGAAGAAGGUGACAAUAACAAUGAGAGUGACAAGGGUGGUGAUGAGAAUGAACAAGUUGCUGGGAUCUUGCAAGAAGCCAUUGGUAGUAAAGGUGUGGAACGAGUGGAUCUUUCAGGGAAGAAACUGAAAUUGCUUCCUGACGCAUUUUCCCACAUUCCUGCUUUGGUGGUUCUCAAUCUCUCCACCAAUCAGCUUUCGGUGAUUCCUGAUUCAAUAGCUGGAUUGCAAAAUCUUGAAGAGCUUAAUGUCUCUUCAAAUGUUUUGGAGUCACUGCCUGAUUCAAUUGGCUUCUUACAAAAAUUGAAAUUCCUCAAUGUCUCUGGAAACAAGCUCACUGCACUUCCUGAUUCCAUCAGUCAGUGCAGGUCAUUGGUGGAGCUAGAUGCAAGCUUUAACGCUCUGUCAUAUUUGCCAACAAACAUUGGAUAUGAAUUACAGAAUUUACAGAAGCUCUUGAUUCAAUUGAACAAGAUUCGAUCUCUUCCUUCAUCUGUUUGUGAGAUGAAGUCCUUGCGGUAUCUGGAUGCUCACUUUAAUGAGCUACAUGGGCUUCCUAUUGCAAUUGGGAGAUUGACUAAUCUUGAAAUUCUCAACCUUAGCAGCAACUUCAGUGACCUUAAAGAACUUCCAGACACAUUUGGUGAUUUGAUUAGCCUCAGGGAAUUGGAUCUCAGCAACAAUCAGAUUCAUGCACUUCCUGAUACAUUUGGUCGCCUUGAUAAUUUGACCAAGUUAAACUUGGAGCAGAACCCUCUUGAAGUGCCACCAAUGGAGAUUGUAAAUCAAGGGGUCCAAGCCAUAAAGACUUUCAUGACCAAGAGGUUGAUUGAUAUAUUGGAAGAGGAAGAAAGGAAAAGCACGCAUGAAAUGCAAGAACAAGGACCAAAUGGCUGGUUAACACGAAGUACCUCCUGGCUGAAAAAUGUUUCUGGAAAUGUAACCGAGUAUCUCGGCACUGCCAUUGGAUCUCCUAGGACCCCAAAAUCUCCCAGAGAUGGUUUUCUUGAUCAGCAGCUUUGAGCCUAUAAGGUGGUGGUGGUGGUCUAGCAAAUAUUGAGGACUUUCAUUUUUGCCUAUUCUCAUAUGAAGAUUAUAUUAUAUGGAAAUGUUAUAUUUACAAACUUUUUGUUUAUAAACUACACUAUGUCUGACCGGUCAUACUUCAAUCAAGAGUAUAUAAUCGGUCAUACUUAGUGUAAUUUGUAAAAAAAAAAGUUUGUAAAUAGAUUCUUCUCCUCAUAUUAUAUUAUAGAUACUAUCUGCUGUCAAUCAACUAUUCCCUGCUCCUACUCCUUUUGGUUGCUACUUGCUGCUGCAAUUAUCCAA